Argentina anserina (silverweed cinquefoil) is the source of this 3991-nucleotide messenger RNA. RefSeq names its product cyclin-T1-4-like. Gene Ontology annotation, biological process: positive regulation of DNA-templated transcription, elongation; regulation of transcription by RNA polymerase II. The coding region runs from base 159 to 1151 and encodes 330 amino acids. Lineage: Eukaryota; Viridiplantae; Streptophyta; Magnoliopsida; Rosales; Rosaceae. The transcript has 6 exons. The record is from RefSeq and is a predicted model, not a curated record. Gene Ontology annotation, molecular function: cyclin-dependent protein serine/threonine kinase activator activity. Gene Ontology annotation, cellular component: cyclin/CDK positive transcription elongation factor complex; nucleus.
CUCAUAACUUUAAUUUAUCCUUGCUAUCUUUGGCUUCAUCGUUUCUACUCCUUUACGCUUUCCUUCUCUCUUAAGUCUUAACCCUAAUCUAAUCUCAUCGCCUGCGAUCGUAUCCACCUCAGAGCUUUUCAGAUCUCUACCGCUGUUGAUCAGGACCAAUGUCGUUUACACGUCACUUCCGCUCAGAAGGGGGCACUGCUCGUGAUGAGUAUUGGCCCUCAUUCAGUAGAAACAGCUCCAGAAGCUUCAACAACAAUGCCAGACACAACACCAAGACCAACUACAACGAGAACUGGAACAUGAGUAGGAACGAUAACUUUGUUAGGAAUCAUUACAAUUACAAUUUCCCAUAUUACACGGGAAAUUAUAAGGCGCAUGCUGAUAAUGCUUAUCAUUUCAAGCCUGAUGCUGCGCCAUCCUAUAAGAGGAGGAAAUUUUCGGCUUCUACUUGGGGUGAUGAUGGGAGACAUAAUCUGCCAGCAUACACGUAUGAUUUUUCUCCUUCAUUCUGCAAUAAUUAUGUCCCUCCCGCAAGAUCCAAUGGGAAUGCCUCUGCACCUACCACAUGUAAACGCGACCGCUCCAAAUUAGAAGAGGACGAAAUUGCCUUUAUGUCAAGGGAUGAGAUUGAGCGAUACUCCCCAUCUAGAAAAGAUGGUAUAGAUGCGGCACGUGAGGCACAUUUGCGAUACUCAUAUUGUUCUUACCUCCAAGAUCUUGGUCUGCGGUUGGACUUGCCACAGACCACAAUUGCUACUGCGAUGGUUCUCUGCCAUCGUUUUUUUGCUCGGCGGUCCCAUGCUUGUCAUGACAGAUUUUUGAUUGCCACUGCUGUUCUCUUCCUUGCUGCAAAGUCUGAGGAGACACCUCGCCCUUUGAAUAAUGUAGUGAGGGCAUGUUGUGAGAUUUUCCAUAAGCAGGAUAUCAAUCACUUGUCCUAUAUACUCCCUGUUGACUGGUUUGAGCAGUAUCGGGAACGGGUGACUGAGGCUGAGCAUAUGAUACUGGCUACAUUAAACUUUGAACUGAACGUGCAGCAUCCAUAUGAUCCUCUUACCUCGAUUCUUAAUAAAUUUGGGCUAUCGCAGACUGUUUUGGUGAAUCUGGCCUUAAGUUUGGUCAGUGAAGGGAUCUGCACAAGAUUAGCGUGAUCACCUGUAUGAUAUUCUUAGCGGGCGGAUUGAUAUGCUGUUCAUGGAAUCUUUUGUUUUGCUUCUGACGUUGAACUGCUGAUAUGACUUUUCCAUAUUUUGCCCCCACCAACUUCUUUAUUAUCUAUAGAAUAUAGCCACAGAACCCCCAUAGCUAAUUUCACCAUCUUAUUUCAACAUUGUGGUUGAGCUUGCUCAGUAAGGUGUCCCCUGAAGUCCUGCUUACAAACAUACAGUUUGUUUGUCAUGACUUUUGUCUGAUUGUUUAUAGAAAGGGUUCUUAUCUGUGUCUGGUAUCCUUUCCAACCCAUGCAUUAUUUGACUGCUAACACUGAAAAGGCGAGGGGGAGGUGGGAUUGGGGGUUGAUUUGGGCAGAUAUCUAGGGGUUGGUUUUGUUGAAACAGAGGCUAAGUUGAGUUCAGCUACAUGGAGUUUUGAAUGUAAUCAGAUUGUGCACUGGUGUGCACCUGACAGUCCGAAUUUUUUAUCUUUGAGAGUCAGGAUGUUCAGGUCCAACUAAUAUCUUUGAUAUAAUAUAAAACUCAGCCAAAGGGUGGAGAUUGUUGUAGAAAUGUUGCUGCUGAUGCAUGUUCGUCAGGAACUUGCAUGGGUUCCUGCUUGAUUUGGAUUGUUUAAUAAGUUUUGGUUGGGUUUCCAGUUCAGUAUUGAACAGUAGACCCUACAUUUGGUAUGGUGCCGGGUCAUCUGCUCCCCACCCCUAAUAAAAGAAGAAUAAUGCAGUGCAUUCGAAAUGGGGAGUUGCUAAAGUGUGUUUGACACUUUUCCAAAUUAGUCACCUUAGAAAAUGCAGCUUUACUGCCAUUGUUGGUAGAAAGGAGAAGAAUUUUUUUUUUGUACAUGAUUGCAAUAUAUCUUAUAUUCUCAGGUAGUGCUUAUUCGGAUCUAGAGCAUGCCAAUCCUUUAUCAGGGUCAGACCUUGAUUGGUAACUAUUUGGUUCUAGAUUCGUGGUACCAGUUUGACAGCAUAGUCUCCAUAUCAUUUAUCUGGAUCAGGUCCUUGACUGGGAACUAUUUGCUACCAUAUAUGUGCUAUCAGUCUAACUGCCGAGUUUCCCUGUAAGUGGACAUUUACAAGCUUUAAAUCGAUUAAGGCCGUUCAAAUUUGUUAGUUUAAUGUCUUUUUGCCUAAAGUUAUUGAUACCUGUGUUUCAAACAAUUUCCAGUCAUAAUAUUCUAGUUGUUUUAUUUUAUUGUAUUUAAAAAAAAUAAAAAACAGCUUUUUAGGCUGGGUUUGAUUGAAUUUUUAGUUUAAAUUUCUUGUUCUGUUUUUUAAUGAUUGUAUUUUGAGCUAUUUUCAUAUGUGACUUUCCUUUUCAUUAUGGAACAUUAUUUCUUUCUUGAAGGAACUCUUGAUUUAUACUGAAGCAAUUUAAAAGGUAUAUAACUAACAAGUAUUCUCUUUAAAGAACUAAAUAUUAUGAUUAAUGGCAUACCUCCCCCUAGCACUGACUUGUAACUUAUUGUUAAACAUUGUUUUAAAAAUAAAUAAAUUAUUAUUUCUUAUUUUAUUUGUUUGAUCUACAAACUGCAAUUGCAGCUGUAAGAAUUGCAACCCACUGCAAUUGCACAUUGGUUUAUACCGGAAAAAGGGAAGGUGCUGUUCUUGAAGUUUUAAUGCAUUAUCCACCUCUUCCCUCCAUUUACUUGUUGAUCUAGUGUUGCUUAGACUUGUUGAUUAUAUUUUCUUUUACAUCAUUGGAGCUUUCAUUGUUCCUACUUAAGCUUUGAAAUCUCUCUCUCUGUUUUUUUUUCUUCCAUUUAUAACUAUUAUUUUGAAAACUUUGUUUUAUUAUAACUAUUUACUAAAUGAAUAUGAAUACACAAUGAGUUCAGAAGAAAGCUUUUCAAAAAUGCAAUGAGCGUAUUGAAGUUUCACAAUGUUCUGUCUUGAAAGAACUGACGAGUUUGCCCUGUUUGUAUUAUCAUCCAUGACAAAAGUUAUUGUGAUUAUAGGAUUAUAUUGUAAUUCAAAGAACUUCAGCCAUGAUGUAAGAAAGAUAUGUAUAUUAUACGCACUGAUAGGCAUAGAGACAUGAGCCAGAACAACAUAUAUAUCAGACUUCAGUUUCAUCUCAUGUCUGCCACAUGGCCAUAGUUCAGAGUCUUAUUGGGAAUAUAUUUGGGGGUUAUGUGCAUGCUCAGUGAGCAUAGGUGCACAUGUUUAACAAGUCUUUCCAGAGCCAGCCAUAGCAGAAGAUUGUGGAUUUGGUUUGAGAAGUUGAGUGUUUGGAAUGCACUUCUGCAUCCUGUUUGCUUUCUCAUAUAAGUUGUGUUUGAGUAGAGUAGCCAUGCAGCUGUUGUGCCUGGGAGUUUGAUGUGUCUACUAGAUGGGUAUUACAUGUUUGCUAUAGUUAUGGUACUCUAUCAGCAAUCCUGCAGAGAUUCUGGAAAAAAUUCUACCUGACUUGCUGCUUUUGUAGUUGGUAAGAAGAAUUGUUAUUUUUUCAUGCAUCUAUGCCUGAUUUGUUGCUAUUAGUUCUGAUGCUAUAUGUAUCUCUCAUUGCUGAUAUACUUUUAUCAUUGUGAAAAUAUAUGCUAAGUUGCACAAGAUACUGCCUGUUCUUAGAUGUGCUGCCCCAAAUGGUUUGGUUUGUUACAUCCGUCUUCCUGUCCCAUUUGGACCAAUUCUGGUAUCUUUCAUACAACUUCUAGAUCUGAUGUGUGUAUUUAUUGUUUAGGCUUCGGAGUUCAUUGUGGCUUCAGUUUAAACCGCAUCAUAUUGCUGCUGGAGCGGCUUAUCUUGCUACAAAGUUUCUGAAUUUGGAUCUGAAACCUUAUCAAAAUAUUUGGCAAGAGUUUGAGGCUACACCAGAUGUCC